Molecule: messenger RNA, 633 nt
Organism: Didymodactylos carnosus
Lineage: Eukaryota; Metazoa; Rotifera; Eurotatoria; Philodinida; Philodinidae
Source: the annotation of a GenBank genome assembly
AUGAAUAUUUCUUUGGAUACGAUACUGUCAAAUGCACGAGAAUUAGUGUCCAGAUUACGUCGAGAUGAUGCUACAGCUGAUACAGCAGUGAAUCAAGCACAAUACGUUCAAGAAAAAAUUAUCAGUAUGAAACAGUAUGGGGAUGAUAUAGCUGAAUUGAAUGAUCUUGGAUCACAUCGUCCAAAAGCAGCAAUACUUUACAAUAUCCAGAAGGAAAAUCGUUUAAUCAAAAAGCUGCAAAAAGAAAAUGAAGAAUUAAGACAAUUGGUGAACGAACAUCGAAGUGUGCUGGAAAAAAUUAUGUUCAAAUAUCGACAACAUGUUCAGCAAUUAAUUGUGAUGGAUAAAGAAGAGGCAGUUUCAAUUGAUUUGUAUAAUACCGGAUUAGCUCAACAAGUUCAAGAUAAAUCGUCUAAAAUUCAAGAAAUGGCGUGUAUUAUGCGUAAAGCAAUUGAUAUUGAUGAUAUAAAUAUUCAUGGUCAAGAAGAACGAAUUAACGCGUUAUUAUUAGAAAAUAAAGGACUAAGAGAAAUGCUUACCGUACAUGAACAUAUACAACAAUGUAAACAAACAAUGGUGCCCAUACAACAAACGAACACUGUGGUGGAAAAAGAAUCUGUGGAGCCAACUUAG